Molecule: messenger RNA, 2126 nt
Organism: Oryza brachyantha (malo sina)
Lineage: Eukaryota; Viridiplantae; Streptophyta; Magnoliopsida; Poales; Poaceae
Exons: 2
Coding region: 33-959 (308 amino acids)
Source: RefSeq, a predicted model, not a curated record
GCCAAACUAAAGCUACAGGUUCGGUGGCCAAAAUGGGGACGAUAGCGCUACCGGCAGUAGCGGCCGCCGCUCCAACCCCAGCGCGGCCGCCGUUCACCGUCCGCACCGCCGCCGCAGCAAGGUCUCCCACCCCGGCCCCGUACCCUCUACCGGACGAGCUCCGCCUCGUCGCCGACAUCCGCUCCCCGUACAACCACAUCCGCGUCGCCGACGUCUCUCUCCACGCCGCCGCCGGCCACCCGCUCGCCGGUGCGCGCCUCCUCCUCCUCGACGGGCCGGGCAACAUCCACUCCCUCUCCUUCCCCCGCCGCUGCCCGCUCACCUCCGCCUACUUCGACGUCUUCGCCACGCUCCCGCCCCUCCUCCCGCGCGCCGCCCUCUCCCUCGCCGUCCUGGGCUUCGGCGCGGGCUCCGCCGCGCGCGCCGUGCUCCACUUCUUCCCGGACGUCUCCGUCCACGGCUGGGAGAUCGACCCCGCCGUGGUCUCCGUCUCCCGCGACUUCUUCGGCCUCACGGCGCUCGAGGAGCAGCACGCCGGCCGCCUCUUCGUCCGCGUCGGGGACGCGCUCCGGGCCGAGGCGCUGCCCGGCGGCUUCGGCGGCGUGCUGGUCGACCUGUUCGCGAACGGGAGCGUGCUCCCGGAGCUCCAAGAGGCGGACACGUGGAGGCGGAUUGGCGGGAUGGUGGCGCCGGGAGGGAGGGUCAUGGUGAACUGCGGCGGGCCAUGCGUGGAGGCUGAGGAGGAGGGGAGGGACGGCGAGGCCGUCAAGGACGCCACGCUGCGCGCUCUGACGGCGGCGUUCGGGUGUGAGAUGGUGUCUGUGAUGGAUGAGGACGAGAGCUGGGUGGCCAUGACUGGGCCGGCGGUGUCGGCGCCGGUGGAGGUGGCGGCGUGGAAGGCUGCGUUGCCACCGGAGCUCCGGAGAUAUGUUGAUUUGUGGAGGCCAUGCUUGCCAUGAAUUCUCUGAAAACAAGAACGCCGCGUGAUAUCUCCUGUCAAAUCAGGGUCAGUUUAUCCAAAGGCUUGCCAAUUCAAUCACUUGGGCUGUUUGAGCUGCAUGUUGACCACUUGGUUCAACAAACUCAUUAGCGUUUCAUGACCAAGAUAGCAACUUGAGUGAAUCGUUGGCACCACAGCUCAUGUGGGCACAGUUUCAGUCUGAGCUCUGUCCUGGUGCUUUCUUGGGGUAUCAGUUAGCAGGUCAGUUACAGAUUAUAUCAUCCUGUCUAGUCUCCAUAUGAUAGAAAAUUCAUUGUACUCUUGUGGCCUGAAAUGUCUUUCAUAAUAGUCGGUGGUGCACCCUUUUAAUUGGAUAUCCCCGGUAAUGAUCCUACUUGCUCUAAAUGGAAUAUAUAUGCUGCAUAUGUUUCUCACUGACAACUAACUGAAAGUUGCUAGUAUUGCUAUCUUCAUGAAGAAUGUUAAAAACCUUUUGAUCUCCAAUACCAUUUACUUGCUUCUCCCCUUAACAAAUGAACUAACCUCAGUUGCCUCUCGUUCGAGUAAUACCUCAUCUUUUCUUUCUGUAGUUUAUCAAUGAUUUAUACGAUCUUUGUUUCCCUUUUGAUAAAAUCCACUUGCUUCAUGCUUGCUUUGCCCAGCACUGCAUAUGCCUUACCCUAAUCUCUGAAGAUACUAACAUCUGGCAUCGUAUCUGAAACUGCCACUCUUCCAUGACUGUAGUACCCCUAUGCUCAUUCAGCCCAAUAUUUGACCAAAAUGUUAUCCCUGGAUAGGCAACCUAGUUAAUUUGAACAAGGUUCAUUUCCUUUACGGAAAGCUAAACCAGUAUUUGCCGGGCCAUGAUUUUGUUUAGCACAUGAAUCUUCCUAAAAUACAAAUUAUGUCAUUGGAACAUCGUUUAUACACUGGACACAUGCCAAUGAGUAUAUGUUAGUGAUGAGUUGGAGUGGCCAAACUGACGCAUUUUCACGACCUAGUUUACUUACUAUUCUUUCAUUAUUUGUCCUGUAAAGAUGAGUUGGUUGUAAAAAUGACAUUUUGUACUGACAUAACUGUGGAUUGUAUAUAGUUUGUGCACCAUAUAUGUUAAAUCUCAUGAUGCUUUGGAGAGUAAGCCAUUGAUAACUGCUAUGAGCGGUGACAAAAUUAUGAAUUGACCAUU